AUGUCUGGAGCCCAUCGCCGGUCCCAGGCCCUGGCCCACGAGGCACCUCAGAGGCCUGCAGAAGGCCGCCGGGCAGCCUCUCCGGACAGGCACCUGGGGGCACCCCAGGGGAGAGGGGCUGUGAGUCUCAGAGGGGAGCGCCGGCCUUCCCACAAGGACAAUCCCCCGCUGGGGGCCAAGGGCCAGGAGGAGCCCUCAGCUGGGAGCGCCCAGAGACCUCACCCGGCCUCCGCCAGGGAGGAAAGCACACGGCCUCUCUGCGGAGAAGGAACCGGGGGAAAGCUGUCCUCUCAUGGGGUCAAGAAGAGGAAGGAAAGAGGGGGCAGCAGCCCCCAGACGUCUACGCCUCCAUCGGAGGUGGCUUCAGACAACCCCGAGAAGAAGCGAAAGCACAAACACUCAGGGGAAAUACAGUCUCACAAAUAUGAGCAGCGUCUACACGGCUUAGAUGCAGGAAAGGGGCCAGGGGGCCUGCUGCCCACGGUUAGGGAGAAGGUUGGGGACAACCCCAGGACUCCAGAAGGGAAUGUCAGAACUCCUCACCUGGGAAGGAAACCAGCAGGCCCCCCGUCUGAGAUGGAGGAGGCAGUGGCCAUGGCGGCGGCGGCGGCGGAGGCAGAGGAGGAGGAAUACGACCCGCCCAGCAUGUCCUUUGAGGCCUACCUCACCUACGACGGGCCUCCAUCAGAAAAGGCUUCAGAAAACCCGGUGAAAAGGCAAAACCACAAAGACUCAGGAACGAGCCAAUCGGACAAAGCCAAACAGAGUCGACACGGCUCAGACGCAGGAAAGGGGGCAGGUGUCCUGCCGCCCAAGGUGAGACAGAAGGAUGGGAGUAACCUCAAGACUCCAGAAGGGAAAGGCAAAACUCCUCACUUGGGUGCAGGGGAGGGGCACGGCGGCCUGCUGCCCAAGGUGAGGGAGAAGGAUGGGGACACGUGUAAGACACCAGAAGGGAAGGUCAAAACUCCACACUUGGGAAGGAAGGUGGCGGGUCCCCCGCCUGAAGUGGAGCAGGAAUUGGACGUGCCCACCAUGUCUUCUGAGGCCUUCCACACCCACCACCAGCCUCCCGCCAGGAAAGAGAAGAAGAGUGUCAAGCCUCCAGCCACUGCACUGGAAGGAAUGAGUCUGAGGAAAGAGGAAAUGACCAGCGCCCAGGCAGAGAUGGGCAAGUCUGAAAAGAGACCGCCACCUGCAGCAGCGGGGGCCAGGCUCCCACUGGUACCCCCUCCCAGGUCAACCGCCUGGCCAGACCUCGGGCUCUGCCCGGGCCAGCUCAGUGACCCCCCACUUCCUGCCUUUGCAUCCACAUCCUCCUUCCAACCCAGGCAAAGGGGCCCGCCUUCCCCUGGCAAAGAGGAAGGAGCUCGGCUGAUGGGAAUCAGGCUGCACUCCAGGACACUGGUGUUCUCUGGGUCCAAGAGGGCAGGUCGGCGCAAAAUGAUCACUAUGCUCCAGCAGUGUGUCCAGACACUGCAGAACAAUGUCAACUUGCUCUCUCAACAGAGAGGAGUCCCGUGUUCUCUUCUCCAACACGCUGUGGAGAGUGACACACCUGAGGAGCCGCCUGGCCUGGAGGAACACCAUGAAGCACCAGCUGCAGAGACAGAUCCCUUCUGGAAGCAGCAGCAGUGUCACCACGCCUUGGAGAAAGAAAGGCGGGUAGAACACACGGCACAGCUGCGGCCCCAAGAGCAGGAGGUCCCAGAACUGGUCCUGCACCUCAGCGCCAACAGGCCCCAGGACACACCAGCAAAGAGGGCUUUUUCAGAAUCAUCUGAAAGAGGAGGAGCAGGAGCAGCUGUCCAGGAAAAAGCCCCGCCUGCCCCAGCCCCUGCAGCAGACACCAGGGCUCCCUCUGACCCUGCCAGUCGCCACAGCUGUCACGCCAUCCCUGGGAAGCGAGUGGUCAGCGGCCAGAAGCCUGUGAAGAAGAUGGCACCGCUGAUGGACAAGUCCAUUAAAGAUUACAAGUGGACCUACUUCCUACGAUGA
Myotis lucifugus (little brown bat) is the source of this 1998-nucleotide messenger RNA. Its product is annotated as elongin-A-like. NCBI's taxonomy places the organism in Eukaryota, Metazoa, Chordata, Mammalia, Chiroptera, Vespertilionidae. The transcript is spliced from 2 exons. The record is from RefSeq and is a predicted model, not a curated record. Bases 1 to 1998 code for a protein of 665 amino acids.